This is a messenger RNA of Girardinichthys multiradiatus, 672 nucleotides long. RefSeq names its product spexin hormone (gene spx). Bases 55 to 432 code for a protein of 125 amino acids. The record is from RefSeq and is a predicted model, not a curated record. Lineage: Eukaryota; Metazoa; Chordata; Actinopteri; Cyprinodontiformes; Goodeidae. The transcript has 6 exons. Gene Ontology annotation, molecular function: neuropeptide hormone activity.
GCAGUUACCUGAUCCUGUUUCUGUCUCAACAUCUGAGCUGGACACCAAGCCAACAUGACAUCUGGCACCUUUAAGGGUUUGAGGGGCUUCACGCUGACCCACCUGCUCACCCUUUUGCUGCUUGCAUCCUUUUUCUCACACUCGUGGAGCGUGCCAAAAAGCUCAUUCCAACGAAGAAACUGGACACCGCAAGCAAUGCUGUACUUAAAAGGCACACAGGGUCGUAGGUUCAUCUCUGAGGACCGAAAAGAAGGAGAUGUCUAUGACACGCUACACUUAGAGACCCGCAGUCAGAACACAGAGAAGCUGAGUGUUGAUCAGGCAGCCACGGUGCUGCUCAAGUUCCUGCAGCAGGCCAGAGAGGGAGCUGAUGAGGCCCCAGAUGAGGUGUAUUUUCAGGAGCUGCCAGUGUGGAAGAGAGAAUACUUUUGACUGCAACAAAAGCCAUCAUAUUUCAUCAUGUUUUGUGUUUGGUGUAACACUAUCAAAAUGUUGCAUUGUAAAUAUGAAUUCUCUCACUGUGUUUAAAUUAAGGUUUUAAUAAACAGUUGGGGAUUAUUGCACUUGUAAGCGCUGCCUAUUCAUACAAUCUGCAUCCAUUAAUGACUGUGAAAGUCAUAAGUUUCACAAAAUAUGCAUGUACACUGCAGUGAUAAACUAUUUACUUUCUUA